AGGAAUAACGAAAUCGCGGAAGAAAUUCCUAAGGGCGUCUAGCCUGGCAAGUUGCUCCAUUCCAGGGAGGGAAACGGGAGAGAAGGGAAGGCAGAAAGUAGCUCUAAAAGUAUUUUAAAUUGCAUCGUUUUUCCCGAUCGUUGUCGGUCAUAUUUAUAGGAGAGAGAGAGAUGGAAUCCGCCAUUAAGACGUUGGUGAGCGUCUACCUAAAAUCAGCCAAGGGCAAAGACAGCCUGGGAGAGAAGGACUUCCAGAACCUUGUGAAGAAUAAGCUGAGCAACAUCAUGACGGACACGGACAGCAAGGACGCCAUUAAGGAGAUGCGCCAAGGGCUGGAUAGCGAUGCAGACGGCAAGGUCGGUUUCCAGGAAUACCUGACCCUGGUGGGCUACCUUGCUAGCAAUCUGAGCGACCAACGCACCACCACCAAGGAGACACCAGCAGCAGAAGGAGAGCAAGAAGAAGCAUCAUAGAUUCCCUCAACUGGCUUUAUCCAUGCACAGCAUAACACUCUGUUAGCACACUCCAUGUGACUGCACCCUCACACCAUACACACCCACCAUGUGACCGCACCCUCACACCAUGUGACCGCACCCUCACACCAUGUACACCAUGUGACUGCACCUUCACACCAUUCACACCAGCAUACACCAUGUGACAUCGCCAGGUCAUAAGCACACGCCACUACUGUCCCCAAUUACGAUCAUACGAGUGCACUCAUAUAACACUACAGUAUAUGCCAUCAUAUAUUCACUAUGACACUACAAUUAGCAAUCCUUUCUAACCAUAACACAAACCAUUUAGCAAACAUACACUACAGCAUUGUGCAUAACAUUAAUAUAUGCUUAAUCCAUCUCUUUGCUAUGACUUAAACUUGCAUGCUUGUAUGUUCUUAACUCACUUUUUUUUUUUUUUUUAAACUAUUCUGUAAUUUUUACAGUAAUGCCCUUAUUCUAUUAUGAACAUUAUACUGAGACACGACCCAGCUCUCCUUACCACACAAUGUUACCCAACUCCUGGAAGGAUGAACAUUUAACACCUGUACAGGUACAUUAACAUGCUGACAGCUGUAGUUUUUGAUAAUUGUAUGGCUACAUCGUCAGGUGACAGCACUGGUAUUUAAUAGCUGUACGGAUGCUGCAGCAUGCUGACAGCACUAGUAUUUAAUACUUGCAUGGAUACUGCAGCAUGCUGACAGCACUAGUAUUUAAUACUUGUAUGGAUACUGCAGCAUCCUGGCAGCACUAGUAUUUAAUACCCGUGUGGCUGCAUCCACAUGCUGACAGCAUUAGUGUUCGGUACCUGUGCACACAUUUACACGACAGUCUACUCUUUGCACACUUUUUAAAUGCCUUUCAAUUAGCAACAGAUAAAGACUUGGAAUAUCAGGUGUAUGACAUCCCAUCCAUGUAAGGAACGGGGGUAAAUUAUUUAAAGGCGAGAUGGAAUGAACACCAGAAAGCUAGUGCCCUGGACACCUGGAGGCCUGGCGUGGGUGGUGGGGGUGUGUGUGACCAGGACAGCCCCACUGCACUGGCUGGUGUGCCCACCUUACGCCUCGAUGCCCCUGCUGGCACUUCAUCACAAUACUGUGUAUGUAGAGGUAGCGUUAGGCAGUGUAAAUCCCGGAAACACGGUGGGCUUCUCCCAUGUAUGUGAAAGGCACCACACACAGACUGCUUCCUGUGAAAAUGGAUACAUGUAAAAUAAUGACGUUUUAAGUUGUGUUGCUGUAAAGCAUCUGCCAGGGAAAUAAACAAUUGAAAUAACUUUAUCCUUCUUUAUUUUCCUGUUUAAGUGUACUAAUGAUGCUGCUCAUUAAACAGAAUUAUAAUUUCACUUCGAUUAGUGGGACGGGCUAAUUCAGCACCUGCCUAUAUUCCUGCUGCGUACCCAAUAGAGGGCUGCAUGGCAAAUUAAAUAUGCAAUUGCUAUAUGUACAUGUGAGGCUUUCUAACAAAAAAGACUCUCAGCAUUGGCAGAUAUUUGUGUCAUAUUACUUUGAAUCUGAAGCAAUGAUAGCUGAAAUUUUGGGUUGGCACAUGUCACACGUCCUGGGAUAGGCGACAGCAUUUGGGCCCUGAUUCCACAGCUGUACUUUGCAUUUACUCCCUGUUUCUGUGGGUGUCCUCCAGCUACUUCGGUGUUUUCCCUAAGACCAAAUAAAUGUGUUAAGGCAAA
Paramormyrops kingsleyae is the source of this 2181-nucleotide messenger RNA. The record is from RefSeq and is a predicted model, not a curated record. Lineage: Eukaryota; Metazoa; Chordata; Actinopteri; Osteoglossiformes; Mormyridae.